AUGAAGUUCUUUAUUGACGACUUGCCGGUGUUGUUUCCAUACCCUAAGAUAUACCCGGAGCAAUACCAGUAUAUGCGGGAUAUCAAGAGGACGCUAGAUGCCGGUGGUAACAGUAUAUUGGAAAUGCCUUCUGGCACAGGUAAAACUGUUUCAUUGCUUUCUCUAACGAUUGCGUACCAGAUGCAUUAUCCGGAGCAUAGAAAGAUCAUAUAUUGUUCACGUACUAUGUCAGAGAUUGAGAAAGCUCUGGUUGAAUUGGAGAACUUGAUGGAUUACAGAGCUAAAGAGCUGGGCUUUAAAGAAGAGUUUAGGGGACUCGGGCUGACAUCUAGAAAGAAUCUAUGUUUGCAUCCAGAGGUCAGCAAAGAAAGAAGUGGUACUAUUGUUGAUGAAAAAUGUAGAAGAAUGACUAAUGGUCAAGCUAAAAAGAAGCUGGAAGAAGAUCCCGAAGCAAAUGUAGAACUUUGUGACUACCAUGAGAAUUUAUAUCAACUUGAUGUUGAAAAUUACCUACCAAAUGGUGUGUUUUCCUUUGAAAAGUUAAUAAAAUAUUGCGAACAAAAAGUUCUUUGUCCUUACUUCAUCGUUCGUCGUAUGAUCUCUAUGUGCAAUAUUAUCAUAUACUCAUAUCAUUAUCUGCUCGAUCCGAAGAUUGCUGAACGUGUUUCUCAUGAGGUGUCAAAGGACAGUAUAGUGAUAUUUGAUGAAGCGCACAAUAUUGAUAACGUUUGUAUUGAGUCCUUAUCCCUCGAUUUAACUAAUGAUGUGUUAAGAAAAGCAACAAAAGGUGCAAAUACUUUAAAUGAAAGGAUUGCAGAAGCAAGACAAGUGGAUGCUAGGAAACUGCAAGAUGAGUAUGAAAAACUUGUGCAAGGUUUACACGCGGAGGACAUAAUGACACAAACUGAAGAGCCAUUUGUUGAAACCCCAGUUUUACCACAGGAUCUAUUAAAGGAGGCAAUUCCUGGUAAUAUACGAAGAGCUGAACACUUUAUCUCGUUUUUAAAGAGACUUAUCGAAUAUUUGAAGACAAGAAUGAAAGUAUUGCAUGUCAUCUCCGAAACCCCUCGGUCAUUCCUACAACAUUUGAAGCAACUUACCUUCAUAGAUCGAAAACCUUUACGAUUUUGUUCCGAGAGAUUAUCAUUGCUGGUACGAACGCUUGAAAUCGAAGAUGUAGAGGAAUUUGCCGCUUUAAAAGAUAUUGCUACAUUUGCUACUCUUGUAUCUACAUAUGAAGAUGGUUUUACAUUGAUAAUUGAGCCAUAUGAGAUUGAAAAUGCUGCAGUUCCAAAUCCAAUCAUGCGAUUCACCUGUCUGGAUGCGUCGAUAGCCAUAAAACCAGUCUUUGAAAGAUUUUCAUCUGUAAUUAUUACUUCUGGUACAAUUUCACCUUUGGAUAUGUAUCCUAGAAUGCUAAAUUUUGAAACUGUUUUACAGAAAUCAUAUUCUAUGUCUUUAGCAAAAAAAUCAUUCCUACCAAUGAUAGUAACGAAAGGUUCUGAUCAGGUUGCUAUUUCAUCUAGAUUUGAAAUUCGUAAUGAUCCUAGUAUUGUGCGUAAUUAUGGUUCCAUGUUAGUGGAAUUUGCCAAAAUCACACCGGAUGGUAUGGUUGUUUUUUUCCCAUCGUAUCUUUAUAUGGAAAGUAUUGUUUCUAUGUGGCAAACAAUGGGUAUUUUGGAUGAAGUUUGGAAGCAUAAGUUGAUACUUGUGGAAACUCCAGACGCACAAGAAACUUCAUUGGCAUUAGAAACAUAUAGAAAGGCAUGCUCCAAUGGACGAGGCGCCAUAUUAUUGUCUGUGGCCAGAGGUAAGGUAUCAGAAGGUAUUGAUUUUGAUCAUCAAUAUGGUAGAACUGUGCUUAUGAUAGGUAUUCCUUUCCAGUACACAGAGUCUAGAAUUUUAAAGGCUAGACUAGAGUUCAUGAGAGAAAAUUAUAGAAUCAGAGAAAAUGACUUCUUGUCUUUUGAUGCUAUGAGACAUGCUGCCCAAUGUUUGGGAAGAGUUCUAAGAGGUAAGGAUGAUUAUGGAGUAAUGAUUUUGGCUGACCGUCGUUUCUCAAGGAAAAGAAAUCAAUUGCCUAAGUGGAUUGCACAGGGUCUUUCAGAAGCUGACCUAAAUUUGUCUACUGAUAUGGCAAUUUCUAAUGCUAAGCAGUUUUUGAGAACAAUGGCGCAACCAACAGAUCCCAAGGAUCAACAAGGCGUAUCUGUUUGGAGUUAUAACGACUUAAUAAAAUAUCAAAAUGACCAUGAAAAAAAGAACAACGCGUCUGCCGGAAUGCUACAUGAUGAUGAAGACAUAAAUAUGAUUGCCGAUGAGGAAUGA
This is a messenger RNA of Nakaseomyces glabratus, 2328 nucleotides long. RefSeq names its product TFIIH/NER complex ATP-dependent 5'-3' DNA helicase subunit RAD3 (gene RAD3). Lineage: Eukaryota; Fungi; Ascomycota; Saccharomycetes; Saccharomycetales; Saccharomycetaceae. Gene Ontology annotation, biological process: nucleotide-excision repair; transcription by RNA polymerase II; positive regulation of mitotic recombination. Gene Ontology annotation, cellular component: nucleus. The record is from RefSeq and is a predicted model, not a curated record. Gene Ontology annotation, molecular function: ATP binding; damaged DNA binding; DNA helicase activity.